Myripristis murdjan (pinecone soldierfish) is the source of this 3628-nucleotide messenger RNA. It is a transcript of the gene unc93b1, whose product is annotated as unc-93 homolog B1, TLR signaling regulator. The coding region runs from base 191 to 2086 and encodes 631 amino acids. The transcript is spliced from 13 exons. The record is from RefSeq and is a predicted model, not a curated record. Gene Ontology annotation, molecular function: Toll-like receptor binding. Gene Ontology annotation, cellular component: lysosome; endosome. Lineage: Eukaryota; Metazoa; Chordata; Actinopteri; Holocentriformes; Holocentridae. Gene Ontology annotation, biological process: toll-like receptor 7 signaling pathway; toll-like receptor 3 signaling pathway; toll-like receptor signaling pathway.
UGUUCAUGGGGCGCGUUAACUUUCGCUUCCCGAGCAGCGCGUCUAUUUGUACCUGCAUCUAAAGAAAGAGGAACUGUGCUCUCAGAUCGCCAGGGCGGCUCGGUGGGGCAUCACACGCACUUUGAGUCACACGGACCGGGCGGCUGUGCGUCUCCUCUCCGGUGUCAGCAGGGCAGCCCGAGCAGCAGACAUGAUGGAGGCAUCUGAUGCAGAAGAGCUGAUCAGGGAGCCUGAGCAGCCUGCAGCGCCCCCCAGUGGCAGCACCAACAACCUGAUGAACGUGGGCCAUGAGGGAAACAUCCAGGGCCAGAUGGAGGAGUUCCUUGGCCCACAGGCUGAGUACGAUGAGGAGGAGGAGGAGAGGAAGUACUACAGGAGGAAGAGGCUGGGGGUCAUCAAAAAUGUCAUUGCAGCCAGCGUUGGAGGCAUGAUCGUAUACAGCGUGUACAUGGGCCUACUGCAGAUGCAGCUGAUCCUGCACUAUGAUGUGACCUACCGGGAGGUGAAGUACAGCAAUCUUGGUCUGGAGGAUAUUGACGAGAAGAUGCUGAUGGGCAUCAAUGUCACUCCCAUCAUAGGCCUGCUGUACACCCCUGUGCUCAUCAGGUUUCUCGGCACUAAGUGGAUGAUGUUCCUGGCCUCGGGAAUCUACGCACUUUUUGUCUCAACCAACUACUGGGAGCGUUACUACACCUUGGUCCCGUCAGCUGUCGCCAUUGGUGUAGCCAUUGUGCCGCUGUGGGCCUCUUUGGGGAACUACAUCACUAGGAUGGCCCAGCAGUACUACGAAUAUGCCAACUACAAGGAGGAGCAUGUCCAGGAGCAGAAGAAGCUUCCUAAAGGGGCCUGCCACAGCUACAUCAUCGUCUUCCAGUCAGUCUUUUACAUCAUCUUCCAUCUGAGUUUUGUGUUUGCGGAGUUCCCCAUGCGUCUCUUCCUCCACUCCUACCUGCAUGACUACAACCACACUCUCUCCCGUGUCAGCCUGUGUGGUGCGGGGAUCAGGGGACUGAUCCCGGGCUUUAACACCACCGUGCUGACCAAACUGCCCCAGUCCAUGCUGCUCAUCCAGGUGGAGAGUGUCCUGAUGAGCUUCGCCUUCCUGGCUAUGAUUAUUUUCCUGGUGUUGUGCGGUGCAGCCUACCGCCCGACAGAAGAGAUCGACCUACGCAGUAUCGGCUGGGGAAACAUCUUCCAGCUGCCUUUCAAACACCUGAGAGACUACCGCCUGCGCCUACUCUGCCCUUUCUUCAUCUACAGCGGUUUUGAAGUGCUCUUUGCCAUCUCUGGACUUUCCCUGUCGUAUGGUGUAUGUGUGUUGGGCCUGAAACAACUCUGGCUCCUUGUGCUUGCCUACGGCCUCUCCUGCUCCCUCUUUUCCUCCCUCUCUCUCUCCCUCCUGCGUCUCCCGCGCUGGGUGUCUCUGCUAGGUGGCGCCGCCGUGCAUUUCGUGCUGCUGGUGGUUCUCCUGGCAUGGUCCCCCCUCCCGCGCAAUCCAAACCUCCUCGCCCCUCUGUUGGUGCUCUCUGUGCUCUGGGGACUCGGCACGGCCCUCAACAAGACCGGCCUCAGCACCCUGCUCGGUAUGCUGUAUGAAGACAAGGAACGUCUGGACUUUGUCUACACCAUCUAUCACUGGUGGCAAGCCAUCGCCAUUUUCAUAGUCUACCUCUGGUCCAAACUGCCUAUGAGGGCCAAACUCUCCAUCCUAUUGGCCACUCUGCUGCUGGCCUGCUACUGCUAUUGGGUGAUGGAGCGUCGCCUGGCCAGGAAAGUGCCUCCCAGGGUGCCUCGCAUCCCUCGCCCACGGCACAAGGUCAAAGGCUACCGCUACCUGGAAGAGGACAACUCCGAUGAGUCAGACUCCGAGAACAACGAGGAGGAUGAAGAGGAAAAAGAGAGGGAGGAUGAAGAGCCGGAGGUGGAGGAGAUAGGAGACGAGAACGGGGCGCUCCGGGGCCAAGACGAAGGAUCCUGGGGGACUAAUGCACCCAGAGCCAGGAGGGGAGGGUAUAGAAGGCACCGGGGGAGACGGGAAGACACCCAUGUGCAGGAGGGAGACAUGGACGAGCAGGAGGGAGGGUGAGAGACGAGAAAGGAGUAAAAUGGAGGGAAGAAGGCGGACAGGGGAGAACAGAGGACAGAAAUGCAUGGAGAGGUGCUGGACGCUGCACUGUUGAUGAAGCUGUACUUUACCUCCAUGAAUAUCUGGAUGCUGGGUGAAAAUGAGCCACAGUCCACAUGAGUUAUAUGUGAAGUGUUUAGACUGAAUACUAAUGCAAACAAAAAUAUACCAAACACAUUUUUUUCUUUGGCAUAAACUUGAAUUAAAAUGCUCUAAUUAGCUAUCCAUCACUGUGACAAUGAAAAAGGUUAAUUGAAAAUAAAAUGUGCCAGAACUAAAAUUAUGACAGUCUUAAAAGUCACCACUCAAGGGAUAAAAAUACCCUCUGAACCCAGAAGCACGAAAACAUAUCACACAGCUCCACUCAUGUUUUGAGUUGUUAUUUGUUACAACCGGAGGCGUUGAUUCAGCAAAGGCCAAGGUUACCAUGGAUGUAGUAUUGUUUUUCUUUCUGUCAUUAUUUGCCAUCAAACGAUGGAUAUGAUAUUAGGUAGCUACAUUUUUAUACAGAAAAUAUCCAUACUCUUUUAUUUGAUAGUGUCUCCCAUCUUUGCUGAGCAGUAGUUUUGUACGAAGGCAGGUCCCUUAUAGGCGUCUGUCCCAAAUAUCAGCCGGAUAUACUCAGAUGAUGAUUGAGGCAAAUAGAACUGACAGUGGGCUAUUUAGUGCCUGAUUCAGUCUUUGAGCAGCCAGAACAGAAGGACCUGCUAUGCUGUUGAUCAGAUGUAUAGCUCUCUCUCACAUUCACAGCGCCUAAUGUUUGCAGAGCAGUGAAAAUGCAUAUUUCAGCACCAUGGACAGAGAGCAGAGGACUAAUUAUUAUUAGUCAUUUGUUUAAACCACAUAAAAUUAACAAAUGUAUUGAAUUACAUGUUAAUUUCUGGUAGGUUAGCAAUUAAAGAGUGUUCAAAACACAGCAAAACAAAAGCACAAAUAAUAAACAGUAAUUUGGCACAAAAAAAUAGGCGACUACAGUUGCCAAAUACCACGCAGGCUGAUUUCAGUUUUCAUUCGAUUUCUUUUUUGAUUCCCUUCGUUAGAGUUGCAGGAAAAAGCGCCUGCAAUCACAGCCUUCAUUUGUACAGGCUGUUGGAAAACCUCUUCAUAACACACUGUCCAAACUGUACCUAACUGAUGUAUGUGGUUACAGCCUUUGUGGCUCAUGUUUGCCAAAGACUGCCAGUGAUCCUGCAGGACACUGCAUUUGUAACUGGUUGCUUUUGUGCAUCAUUAGAUAGAAAAAAUAUUGUGUAACAUGUAAAUUCGUGUAUUUUUAGUUGGAGAAGUUGUCCACAAAUAAAGAAUGGAAAGCCACUGAAACAGGAUGAGGAAUUGAUUUUUUUUUUUCACCGUAACCACAGGGUGUGGUUGUGUUUAGCAUAAGACUUUUUAUAGAUUCAUUUUUAAAGAGCCUGGUCCUGCUGCUUGUAAGUAGGCCUAGUUCUUCAAUAACAUAUGCAGUCACAGCUGCAUUUGUGUCACUCUCUGUUUUCAUAUUCAACA